GCUGCAUUAGCUUCCGUGUUUGUGUGAUCAGGGAGUGCACAGCCGGAGGAGCUUCACUGUUUCAUUCAUUUGUGAGGAGUAACGUCAAGCAAGUGACCAGCAGGGAAAAUGUCGUGGCAUCCGAAACAUGUAUUCGCCAGCCUCCCACAGAUGGAGAGGGGCGUGUCAAAAGUGAUCGGAGGCGAUCCUAAAAACAACAACUUCUUGUACACCAAUGGGAAGUGUGUCAUCAUCAGGAACAUUGAGAACCCGGCUAUUGCGGACAUUUACACCGAACAUGCCCAUACAGUCACUGUUGCCAAGUAUUGCCCCAGUGGAUACUACAUUGCAUCUGGGGAUAUAACAGGGAAGGUUCGUAUCUGGGACACUACCCAGAAGGAGCACAUUCUCAAGUACGAGUACAACCCCAUUUCAGGCAAGGUCAAGGACAUCGCAUGGUCGGACGAUAGCAAGAGGAUUGCUGUUGUCGGGGAUGGACGAGAGAAGUUUGCAUCAGUGUUCCUGUGGGACACUGGCUCUUCAGUGGGGGAUCUUUCCAGUCACAGCAAAAUAAUCAAUAGCGUCGACAUAAGGCACACACGUCCUUUUCGCCUUGUCACUGCCAGUGAUGACACCACUGGCUCCUUCUUUGCGGGGCCUCCCUUCAGGUUCAACUUCACAAUGCGUGACCACACACAGUUUGUCAACUGUGCUCGUUUCUCUCCAAAUGGAGCCCAUUUUGUCACCGCUGGCGCCGAUAGCAAGAUUUUUCUCUAUGGGGGAAAGGAAGGUGAAAUGGUGUGCUCUCUGGGUGGAGAGAAGGCCCACAAUGGAGGAAUCUAUGCUGUCAGCUGGAGCUCUGACAGCACCCAGCUGAUCUCUGCCUCAGGCGACAAGACCGUGAAACUCUGGGAUGUUGCUACAGGUACAGCCGUCACCACCUUCAACCUGGGCACUGAUGUGACAGACAUGCAGCUGGGCUGCCUGUGGCAGAAGGAUCACCUCCUCAGCAUCUCCUUGUCAGGAUACAUUAACUACCUGGACAAGAACAACCCUGACCGACCCAUACGCACCAUCAAGGGUCACAGCAAAUCUAUUCAGUGUUUGACAGUUCACAAAAAGGAUGGAAAACCAUACAUCUACUCGGGAAGUCAUGACGGACACAUCAAUGUCUGGAAUGCAGAAUCUGGGGAGAACGACUGCUUCACGGGGAAGGGUCACAGCAACCAGGUGAGCAAGAUGGUGAUAGACGAAGCCGAUGAGCUGGUGACGUGCAGCAUGGAUGAUACACUGCGCUUCACCAACCUCAAGAAGUCGGAGUACAGUGCUGGGGAUGUGGUGAAGAUGGAUCUCCAGCCUAAAGAUGUGUCCAUAGCAGCAGGAGGGCUGACACUGUCUGUGUGCAUUGGGCAGAUUGUGUUGCUGAAGGAUAAGAAGAAAGUCUUCACAUUGAAUGAUCUCGACUAUGAACCAGAGGUUGGAGCUCUCCACCCUGGGGGCACCAUUGCUGCAGUGGGCGGAGCAGAUGGGAAAAUCCGUCUGUACUCCAUUCAGGGCUACACCAUGAGGGACGAGGGUAAGACUGUCGAGGCGUCAGGGGGGAUCACAGACAUGGCCUACUCUAAUGAUGGAGCCUAUCUGGCUGUCAUUGAUGAUAAGAAAGUUGCCACUGCUUUUAUUGUGGCUGACGACUACAAGGUCAAAAAUAAGUUUUACGGACACCACGCCAAACCAGUGACUUUGGCCUGGUCACCUGACAAUGAGCACUUUGCGACCGGUGGGAUGGACAUGAUGGUGUAUAUCUGGACAGUUAGUGAUUCGGACAAAAGGAUAAAGCUCCAAGACACUCACCGGUUGCACCAUGUUAGCGGCCUGGCCUGGGUUGAUGAGCACACUCUUGUCACCACCUCCCAUGAUGCCUGCGUCAAGCAGUGGACUAUUCAAUUCUGAGCUGCAAAGAGACAAACAUCCACAUCUCCAGGGACAAGGACUACUGUAGAUUUCAAUCUUUUUCUUUUCUUUUUGUCUUCUUUUUUUCAAAUUUACUGUAUUUUCACUAUCUAUACGGUAUACUAUGCUGUCUGUAAACAUCUGAAUUGUAAAUGGUUAUAACCAGGGAGAGCUCCCAUAAAAAUUAUUCAAGAUACGUCUCUCUGAUGCGAAUAACCUCAGUUUACACAGAGACAAAUUGUUGAAAUAUGCGAUGUAACCAUGAGUGCUUUUACAUCCCUGCGAGCUUUAUGGACCCACAGUAAUAUUUGUAAGCUCAACAUUCCAUAGGUAAUAGCUUUCACUCAGUUGAAACUGAUAGCCUUGUAUGUGGUUUGGCUCAGUGUUUCCCAACGUAACGGAUAAACUAAAGUUUCUUUUCUUCCUUUUUUUUAAAAUCAACAAAAUCAUGUUUGAAAGAAAUGAAACCUUUUGGUUACAUUCCUUAAAUGAGACGUAACUGAUUCUAACUGCAGUUUAUUUUCAAGGUUUUAAGGGUCUGGGUAUUUUUUGCUUUGUCAUAGGUUUUCAUACUUUUUAUGUUUCAUAACUCUUCCUGUUGGACUGGGGAGCAAUAAUAGGAACUGAAAGAACAAAGUAUGUAUACAAUCAAGAUGCUGUCUGUUCAGUUGAAGGUCCCGUGUUGUUGCUGUGUUUGUUUGGACCCACUAUGCUUGUCGCACUUACUUUUAUUGCCUAUGUCUUUAUGCAUUUGCUUCCAAUGUGGAAGUGAUUCAAUAAUAAUAACAAUAAAAAACACUUUUUAUGCA
Plectropomus leopardus (leopard coralgrouper) is the source of this 2738-nucleotide messenger RNA. It is a transcript of the gene wdr1, whose product is annotated as WD repeat domain 1. The record is from RefSeq and is a predicted model, not a curated record. Gene Ontology annotation, molecular function: actin filament binding. Lineage: Eukaryota; Metazoa; Chordata; Actinopteri; Perciformes; Serranidae. Gene Ontology annotation, biological process: sarcomere organization; actin filament depolymerization; locomotion. Gene Ontology annotation, cellular component: cortical actin cytoskeleton.